AUGGCAUCAGAUCAAGUUUUUCCAGCGAUUGGAAAUCUUGCAGAGCGUGCCGAUGCACUCGACGGAGAUACCAAACAGGAGGACGCGGUGGCUGACGAGGAAAGGCCACUGCAGGAGAUCGAAUCUCUGUGCAUGGCAUGCGGACAGCAGGGUGUGACCAGGUUGAUGCUCACCUCUAUCCCUUAUUUCAAAGAGGUCAUCGUAUCCUCUUUUCGUUGCGAGCAUUGUGGAAAUCAAAACAACGAGAUCCAAUCUGCCGGCGCAUACCGAGACUUUGGGCUAGUUUAUACCGUCAAAGUUCUUAAUGCUGGAGAUCUGAACCGACAAUUGGUCAAAUCGCACUAUGCCACUGUCACAAUCCCCGAGCUCGAGCUCACGAUCCCGCCGAGUCGGGGUCAACUUACGACGAUUGAAGGCCUCUUGAAUAACGUUAUCGAUGAUUUAUCGCCUGAACAACCACUGCGACGGAUACAGGAUCCUGCAGCUUACGAAAAAAUACAGUCUAUUCUCGAUAAACUCCGAGAAAUCAUUCCAGAAGACUCUGAAGAAGAGGAUUCAGAACCAGGGGACGGGAGGAAGCGACUGACAAAAGAAGAAAAGGCCAAUGCGGAUCGUCCGGUUCCCCCGUUUACGCUCAAAGUGGAAGACCCAUCAGGCAACUCGUUUGUCGAGUUCAUAGGGUCCAUGUCAGAUCCUAAAUGGAAUAUGCGCGAGUAUCAUCGCUCGACGGAGGACAACGUCCUCCUGGGCUUGAUCUCGCCUGACGAAGCCAUGGCGAGCGUUAAACAGGUCCCUGCAGGCGAAAACGCAGAAGUGGACAAGGUGGAGAUGGAUGAGGUACUUGUCUUCCCUGGCAAGUGCUCUAGCUGCUCGCGGCCGCUGGAUACCAAGAUGAAGCGAGUGGACAUUCCGUACUUCAAGGAGAUUAUUAUCAUGUCGACCAAUUGCGAGUCAUGCGGCUACCGAGACAACGAGGUCAAGUCAUCUGGUGCCAUCUCUGAAAAGGGGAAACGCAUCACGCUCAAGGUCGAAGACUCAGACGACCUCAGUCGCGACAUUCUAAAGAGCGAGACAUGCGGACUUCGAAUACCCGAGAUUGACCUCACCCUCACUGCGGGUACGCUCGGUGGUCGAUUUACGACGAUCGAGGGCGUGCUCGACCAAGUGUAUGACGAGCUCAGCGGAAAGCUAUUCUCCGGUGACUCGGCGACGAUCGAGGACCACAACUCGUUUCACUCGUUCCUCUCCAGGCUCAAGGAGGUCAAGUCAGGCUCACGGCCGUUUACGCUCAUUCUCGACGACCCGCUCAGCAAUUCAUACUUGCAAAACCUAUAUGCGCCCGACCCAGAUCCAAACAUGACCAUCGAACUCUACGAUCGUACUGAGGAGCAGAAUGAUGAUCUAGGACUCUCGGACAUGAAGGUUGAAGGAUACGAAAACGAUGCAGAAGCACUGCCCAAAAAGCCGGACUAG
This is a messenger RNA of Serendipita indica DSM 11827, 1473 nucleotides long. Lineage: Eukaryota; Fungi; Basidiomycota; Agaricomycetes; Sebacinales; Serendipitaceae. The record is from the annotation of a GenBank genome assembly.